This is a messenger RNA of Melozone crissalis (California towhee), 1154 nucleotides long. RefSeq names its product ceramide synthase 1 (gene CERS1). The record is from RefSeq and is a predicted model, not a curated record. Gene Ontology annotation, cellular component: membrane. Gene Ontology annotation, biological process: ceramide biosynthetic process. The transcript has 7 exons. Bases 1 to 1053 code for a protein of 350 amino acids. Lineage: Eukaryota; Metazoa; Chordata; Aves; Passeriformes; Passerellidae. Gene Ontology annotation, molecular function: sphingosine N-acyltransferase activity.
AUGCCGCCUCCGGAGCCCAUGCCCGGCUACGGGGAGCUGCUGCGCCGCGGCCUCGGCAGCCUGGCGGCGGCGGCGCGGGGCUGCGGGGACUGCGGCUGGGAGCGGGCGCUGCGCACCUGGGCCGACAACGCGCACCUGGGCUGGGCCGAGCUGCUGCUGUGCGCGAUCUGCGCGCUGGGCUGGACCGCGCUGCGCCGCGCCUGCUCCCGCCGCCUGCUGCGGCCCCUGGCGGAGUGGUGCCAGCUGCAGCCCAGAGAUGCCGCCAAGAUGCCCGAGAGCGCCUGGAAGUUGUUCUUCUACUCGGUGUCGUGGUCCUACGGCGCCUACCUGCUGUUCUGCACCGAGUACCCCUUCUUCCACGACCCGCCCUCCGCCUUCUACGGCUGGCAUCGGGGCAUGGAGGUGCCCAGGGACAUUGCCCUGGCGUACCUGCUGCAGGGCAGCUUCUACGGGCACUCGCUGUACGCCACGGCCUACAUGGACACGUGGCGCAAGGACUCGCUGGUGAUGCUGCUGCACCACGUGGUCACCCUGACCCUGCUGGCCUCCUCCUACGCCUUCAGGUACCACAACGUGGGCGUGCUGGUGCUGUUCCUGCACGACGUCAACGACGUGCAGCUCGAAUUCACCAAGCUCAACGUGUACUUCAAGCACCGCGGCGGCGCCUUCCACCGCCUCAACGACGUGCUGGCCAACGCGGGCUGCCUGGCCUUCAGCGUCAGCUGGUUCUGGUUCCGUCUCUACUGGUUCCCCCUGAAGGUGCUCUACGCCACCUGCCACUCCAGCCUGCAGGCCGUGCCCAACAUCCCCUUCUACUUCUUCUUCAACGCGCUGCUGCUCGUGCUCACCCUGAUGAACAUCUACUGGUUCCUGUACAUCGUGCUCUUCGUGGCCAAGGUGCUGCUGGGGCAGAUGCAGGAGGUGAACGAUGUCCGUGAGUACGACCUGGAGGAGAGCAGGAAACCCGGCAAGGAGCCCGGGGUCCCGCUGCCCCGGGCUCUGAAGGAGGGGCUGCACCUCAGGAACGGCCUCGUGAAGGACAAGAGGUUGUGAGGGCGGCGUGGGCGCGGCUGCGGGGCUGGCACUGCCCGGGACCUGCUCUGGGACCCUGCCAAGGACAGCAACUGCCCCCUGCCCCCUCCAGCCCUGGCACU